CUUGUCUAGCUGUCUACCGAAUCUAGUCGGGAAGACCACGAGCGAGGACUUUUCAAGUGAAAAUAAACCAAAUCGCUGGAUAUUUCCUCCCUUUUGCCACUCUAUCGAGUUUUGCGCUCGUCUCGCGUCAUGAAGUUCACUUUGUGUUCCGCUCGACACCCGGUGGCCAACUAAAAAGGUGUAGCCGUCGUCGCCCGAUGUCGCCACCACCUCAGCUGAGACUUCUGUUCAUGAAUGGAGGCGUAGCUCGCCAUCUGGCGCUCAACGGAUGACAGGACACUAGCGGACAUGGAGAUGGGGGAGACGCCAUACUUGCUCCCAGGCUGUUUUCCACGCUAAACUCUUCCUCUCAGGCAAAAGCUAUUUUUAUAUUUGCAUUCAGGGACUUUUUUUUGUUUUGUUUUUUUUGUUUUUCUUUUUCCUUGCUUGCUUUGCCAAGCCAUAGCUGUCUGCCACCAUCAUGGCAUCAGAGGGCUUUCAGUACCGUGCGCUGUAUGACUACAAGAAAGAGCGCGAGGAGGACAUCGACCUACACGUGGGCGACAUGCUGCUGGUCAGCAAGGGGGCGCUAUUGGUGCUCGGCUGCGGCGCCGGCACAGAGGAGCGACCCUCCGAGAUCGGAUGGCUGCCCGGCUUCAAUGAGUCCACGCAGGAAAAGGGCGACUUCCCUGGCACCUACGUGGAGUUUGUGGGUCGGAAGAGGAUGUCACCACCCACGCCCAAGCCCCGACCUCCCAGGCCGCCGUCGGCCGCGUCAAUGAGAACUGACUCUGAGUCUGAGGGCGUCAUGCUGCCAGACCUUCCAGAACAUUUUGGACCGCCCGAUACGGCCCCACCCCUCCUUAGCAGAUUGAUGGAGGCCAUUGAGACCAAAGGUAUAGACGGUCCUGGCGUGUACCGUGGCGUCAGUGGAGGAAGUUUGGACACGAGGCAGCUGGCCGACGCAGAUCUGGAGCAGAUGGAGGUGUCGUCCCUGUGCGACGGUGUGGUCCGCUUCCUGCAAGAGCUUCCCGGGCCUGUCCUGCCGUCCUCGCUGCAGGCUGACAUGAUCCACGCCGUGCAAGAGGUCCGAGACCCCGAGGAAUGCGCCCGGGUGUUGCUGGGCGUGGCCAGCUCUCCGGCAUGUGCCGCCCAGUACGGCCUGACCCUACUCAGCGUGGUGCGUCAUCUGGCCCGACUCUGCAUGCAUGCCGCCCGCAACCAGCUUAGCGUCCGAGGCCUUGCCGAGACCUUCAGCCCACUGCUUUUCAGACAGACCACCGCAGGGUGUGAGUCAGGUCCAGACCCUCUGAUCCAAGUCUUGGAGGUUCUGAUCAGCAGCGAGCUCAACGUGAACCAGGCUGCUCCAGCUUUACCUCCCAAACCUGCCAAGCCUUCCACGCCAGCCUCCGCCACUGCUUGCACGUUCAACAAUGGUAUGGCGCUGCACGACGCCGAGUGGUACUGGGGCGACAUCUCCAGAGAGGAAGUGAACGAGAAGCUGCGGGACACGGCCGACGGCACCUUCCUGGUCCGGGAUGCCUCCACCAAGAUGCACGGAGAUUACACGCUAACGCUCAGGAAGGGGGGCAACAACAAGCUGAUUAAGAUCUUCCACCGCGAGGGCAAGUAUGGUUUCUCGGACCCGCUGACAUUCAGCUCGGUGGUGGAGCUCAUCAAUCACUACCGGCACGAAUCCCUGGCGCAAUACAACCCCAAGCUGGACGUCAAGCUGCUCUACCCGGUCUCCAAGCAUCAGCAGGACCAGGUAGUGAAGGAAGACAGCAUUGAGGCAGUGGGCAAGAAGCUCCACGAGUACCACCUUCAGUACCAGGAGAAGAACCGCGAGUACGACAGGCUCUAUGAGGAGUACACCAGAACAUCUCAGGAGAUCCAAAUGAAGCGCACGGCCAUCGAGGCCUUUAACGAGACCAUCAAGAUCUUCGAGGAGCAGUGUCAGACGCAAGAUCGCUUCAGCAAGGAGUACAUCGAAAAGUUCCGCCGCGAGGGCAAUGACAAGGAAAUCCAGAGGAUCAUGGAGAACUAUGAAAAGCUACGCUCCCGCAUCAGCGAGAUCGUGGACAGCAAGCGCCACCUGGAGGUGGAUCUGAAAAAGCAGGCCGCUGACUACCGAGAGAUCGACAAGAAGAUGAACAGCAUCAAGCCAGACCUUAUCCAGCUGCGCAAGACCAGAGACCUGUACCUCAUGUGGUUGACCCAGAAAGGGGUCCGGCAGAGGAAACUGAACGAAUGGCUUGGCCUAAAGAACGAGACCACCGAGGACGAGUACAGCAUGGUGGAGGACGAGGAGGACCUCCCUCACCAUGACGAGCGUCUGUGGCGUUUGGGCAACAUCAACCGCAGUCAAGCCGAGUCGCUGCUAAGAGGAAAGAAGGACGGAACGUUCCUGGUCCGAGACAGCAGCAAGCCGGGAUGCUACGCCUGCUCUGUCAUGGUGGAGGGCGAGGUUAAGCACUGCGUCAUCAACAAGACGAGUACGGGCUUUGGCUUCGCUGAGCCGUACAACCUGUACGCGUCGCUGAAGGAGCUGGUGCUGCACUACCAGCACACGUCGCUGGUGCAGCACAACGACUCGCUCAACGUCACGCUUGCCUUUCCCGUCUACAGCCAGCAGAGGCGCUGACGUACCCGACCGACACCGCCGCCGAGCUCGGACGACUCUCCCUACUUCAUUCCAGCAUGGCUAACCCGCCCCCUCACGUCAAAUUGCAACGACUGUAUUUGGAGUUAUCACUCACUCCCGACUCGCCUGACUUUUUCGUAAGCUAUGUUGGCCAUAGUAUAAAAAUCUCUACACAGUGAUUAAGGAGUAGGGAAUGAUGAAUGGCUGCGUUUGGAAUCAUUCAUUAUUCCCGACUCCGACUUGAGUUUUAGUGGAGUUUUUAGGAACUCUCUAGUUCCACUAUAUAAGAAUUCCUAUAUAGUGAUGACGGAAUGAGUGAAUGAUGCUCAACACAGCCUCCUAACUUCUCAUGGUGGGUUUUCAGCUCUUUGUGACAAAAGCUGUGAAAUAACUGGGCACCCUGCCUCCUUCCACCCAUGGCUGAAUUUUGAAAAAUAAAAGGUACUGAAGUGGCAAAACUGCACUGUGACAAGUGGCCCACACCAUUCCAAAGACUUUUCUCCAGGACUCAGGUGCUUCUGUCGCUUCUUUUUCCAUUCCGGCCGGGGGGAGAAAAAAACCCUGAACAUUUCCCUGUAAGCUCAGUAUUUUCCUUCACGCUCUUAUUUUGAAAUGAUGCAAAACACUUUAUAGUUGACAAUUGUUUCCGCGUUUGGGAUCAAUAAACACAUUUUGUUCCUUA
Messenger RNA from Phyllopteryx taeniolatus (common seadragon), 3305 nucleotides. Its product is annotated as phosphatidylinositol 3-kinase regulatory subunit alpha-like. The transcript has 17 exons. Gene Ontology annotation, molecular function: protein binding; 1-phosphatidylinositol-3-kinase regulator activity. The coding region runs from base 461 to 2623 and encodes 720 amino acids. The record is from RefSeq and is a predicted model, not a curated record. Gene Ontology annotation, cellular component: phosphatidylinositol 3-kinase complex. NCBI's taxonomy places the organism in Eukaryota, Metazoa, Chordata, Actinopteri, Syngnathiformes, Syngnathidae. Gene Ontology annotation, biological process: insulin receptor signaling pathway; phosphatidylinositol phosphate biosynthetic process.